Messenger RNA from Porites lobata, 5850 nucleotides. The record is from the annotation of a GenBank genome assembly. NCBI's taxonomy places the organism in Eukaryota, Metazoa, Cnidaria, Anthozoa, Scleractinia, Poritidae.
UUUCUGUAUUCGUAUUAAAGACAGUCUGUCGCGUAUUAUCUGUUUGCAAAUAUUUGGUUUACUUUACUUCAAGGUAAGUACAUCAAAUGGCCACUUCUAAUAACAAAAGUAGGUUUAAACAUACAACUUUAGAUUAGCAACCCUUAAUGCCUAUGAAAGUCGACCCAAACAAGUAAAAUCGUAGGCUUCUCUAGAUUGUUGUCGGCAAGUUUUAAGCAACUUAACUUACGGCGCUGGGAGCAACUUUUUGGGGUUCUAGCAAACUUGAGCAAGUUUUGCCUUUUUGAGCACAUUCAGAAUGAGUAAAAUAUAGGUUUAGGGGACAUAUCAAGCACCAAAAGCUCAUCGAUUUCCUUGAAAACUUCAAUUUGGGCGGAUUAUUGAAUAUUCAUCAGCGCCUUUUGAAUACACAACCUUUCACUUGACAACGUUUCGCAGGUCUGAAAAGGCAUUUACACUCACUUAAGAGGCCUGAAACGCAGUCUGUACAUAAAUAAACACAAGAAAAGAAAAAGAAGAAAACUUAAAAGCGAAAUUCAAUGAACAUUUUGCAGAUUUAUAAAGCAAAGAAUACAACGUCAUAAAUGUCUUGACGUAAGAGUAAUUAAUCAGCUUAGUAAUGCGGUGUUGCUAACGGGCUCUCGACAUCCUAAGAAGCCUGAAAUGCAGUCAGCACACAAAUAAACACAAGAAAAUACUUGCUUUAAAUGUAGAGUUUAAUGCACAUUUUGCCUAAUUACAGCGGCGGGGAAUAAUUCUCAUACAAAGUCUUAUUAUUAUUGCUGUGUGAAUAAUUGAUUAGGAGGAAGUAGGAUAAUGUUAGUUGUUCUUGGCUCUCAUAGUGAGCUUGGGUAUCCUUGAAUUUCUCCCAUGUUUCCGAGAAGCUCUUUAAAGCUAAGUUUCAAGCUAUUUUUCUUGACCGAUGUUAGCAAUUUCGUCAAGAACGAAAAGUAAAGCCCUUAAUUAACGUUAUAUAUAAUAAUACAAUGUAUCAAGAGACAGAAAGAUAUUUAGGUAGCAUUUUUUGAAAUUCAGACAGCAACGUUUUGAACUUUUUGGCAUUUUUUCAGCAACGUUUACAGUUCAACUAGGAAAACCGUAAACACUAGAAAUUUCUCUGGAAUGUUUAUUGUGUUGUGACCAAUCACAGCAAAGAUCAGGACAUGCGAACUUGCCUAAUUAACGUUCUUGCUUGCGGUUGAUCAGUUUUCUCAUGCCUGAUCACGGACACCCAACGAGAAUAUAGUUCAAAUUUAAAACCACUUAAACAUGGCAUUGUCAAACGUAUUUUAGUAUUUAAACGGUACAUAUAGGCAUAUUUUUAUCCCCUAAAAAUUUUUAUCUGUUCGGAUUUCCUAGCUAAAAGUCUAGUGAUCCGAACAUUAUAGGGAUCAAAACUUACCUUUUCGAAAAUUUCAGCCAAAAAAAAGGCUCUCGAAAAUUCUGACCUUUUUAGGGUAAAAAUCCGUUAAAAAUGGGCAAUUAUACCAUUUUUCAGUCGUUCGAAAUUCCUAGGAGAGGCGGGCAAGCAAGAAAUUUACAACAAAUGUUCCGAAAAUUCAGUUCUAGAUCUCAAAUCGUCUUCCGAACAGAUAUUUUCAAAAAAUUGACGUUGGGUGCCCCUGGCCAGAUUGCCUGUUUUCUUGCAACGCAAUAACAUUGCAGAAACAUUUCUGGUGUUUACGGCAUGAAUGUAAUAGGCCAUUUCCGAGUUCCAAAAACUCACACUUUGAAAACGUGACCAAGUGCACAACCUUUGUUUUGAAAAUUAGCAAUUAAUGAAUGAGGCUGAGUAUCAUCUGAAGAAUUAUGGAGAUCGAAGAGGGUGUUAACCGAUACGAAAAUAGCAGCAAAUGAAAUUAUCAGACUCGAGACCCUCCGCGAAGUACUUUGUCUUGCUCUUUUUGUUUAGAUUUAAUGCUCGUCUUAUUUCAAAAUGCAGGUACAAAAAAUACGAUACAGAUGUUAAAUUUGGAUGCGAAUUGUUAUUUUCUAACUUUUCUUCACUACAUAAAUGCAGGCCGUAAUUUGGGAUUUAUCUGCACAUACUUUUUCUCUUCCUUCUCUUUGUUUGGAUGGUAACAGGUUGGGCUAUCUUAUUGUAAAAGUGUGGAUGUUAUGCAAAAGAGAAAACUGUCGGUUUAAAAAGAGGAAGUAAGAAAUAGGUUAGUUCUAAGACGCAAGAAACAGGUCGCUUCCUCAAGCUAUUGACUGGUUAAAAUGUGUUAUUUGCUAGAAGGAAGCAACUGAAAAAGCUCAGUGUCCAGUUAACAGGAGACCGCCCUCCUCUGGUGCUGGAUGCCUUACUUUUGAAGAAGACUUAACGUCAUUUUAUGAGGCGGCGGAAUUAAGUUUAGCAGUUGACUAAAAAUGUUUUGACGUGGGAAAUGGAAUUGCUUCCACUUUAGCAAGUCGUUUGCUAUACGGUGGCAUAAAUGUUGUCGCGAUCCGUUUAACAGGAUGAAACUGGAUCGUAUGAUGUAAAGAAAAAUGCCUGUAGGAAUCCACAGCGGCAAACGGACACACGCUCGAGUAGGUUUCUGUUCGCACGGCGAAGAAGCAGACAUGAAAAUGAUAGUUCAUGUAGCUGAUGCAAUAGCAAAUGAUCAUUAGUGAGUCAUGAUUCGAACUUUUUCCCUUUUUUUCUCGCUCCGUCUUCCCCACUAUUUUGGAGACUAGUCGAACAAGCCUAUUUAGACUUGAAGGAAUUUUGAGUGUCCCAUUGCACAAAAAACUCCACAACAUCCUAGCAACUUAUCUCUUUGCGAAGGCCCUUGUCCCAUCUUAAUCGAAGUUUCUACCUGUCUUCCAUGGCCUAGCAGUGUGUGAUAAAACUUCCUUCUCCGCUGGUCUUGAAAUUGCUAGCCUGCGUAGCUGGCGGUAUUGUGUGGGUGCGAGAUUAAAGUUUUGGCGGCGGAGCCCUGUUCCAAAAAAAGGGAGUAGGGACGAGGCGGUUGUGAGGGCUCCGCCGUCAAAUCUCACUCGAGUAUAUUACAACGGCUCCGCUGCCAAAUCUCACUCGACUACUACACAAUACCGCCAGCUACGCAGGCUAUGAAAUUGCCAAAAUACUGAACAUGGAUUUUUGCCAAUUUUUUUCUUAUUGAAAGGAAGUAUUGAGGUUAUUGAAACCAUGAAUUAAAAUACAGUGGAACCCCGAUAUAACGAACCUCUAUGUAACCAGUCCUGGCCAUAACCAUCUCUGGAUAUCAGUUUCGGGCCUUGUGAUUGGUUUAGGUCAAAACCAAAACAAAAUAAACUUAGCCGAGAGAUACUGGAAUAAGUAGAAGUUGAACAAUUUUUUGGAAUGGCAGCCAUUUGCGUAGAACGGCGGAAACAAAAUUCAGUAAUAAACACUACACGGAAAGACAGCUAUUAUUAUUGUUGUUGUUGUCGAUGAUGAUACUUAUUAUUGGGUUUACUUGUCCUCCGAACGUCCAUUUUAACUUUAUUACAAAGUGCGACAGCUUAAUUAAAUACGAAGUGCGAUGGUCAGUUAUCACAAAGUGCGACAGGUCAGCCUUAUGGGAGGGUGCUAAUGGGGGUAAAUCUCAGUUAACUAGUAUUUUUCAGCCAAUUCUCAGUUAACUACUAAUUUUGGUUAGCUAUUAACUUUCCCUUUCAAACAGCGAAUUUUAUUCCGUCAUAACCCGAAUUUUCCUUCUUUCAUCAAGUCAAUCACUUUUGGGUGUAGGCCCUACUAAAAUCAAGGUGUAAAUUUACAUGAACUCUGCCACUAGUACAAUUUAUAAGUUACUGAAAAUAUAUAAGUCGUAUAACCAAAAUAGAUCCAGACGCACCAGUCAUGAUCUCGAACUGAUCUUCCCGACAUGGUCAUGCAUGUCCUGCCAUAAACUACCUCAAAAGUCACUUUCUUCGGCACUUUCAUUAUUUGAUCAGAAUCAGUCUUGUACUUAUCUGGUUGCUGUAUGUCCUGUAUCUUGCUUUUGGCCUACGUUUCAAUGCUUUUUUUAUCUUUGCAAUCCAUUGCAACAGACGACGAGAUACACAAUCAAUGCCAGAAUAUAGUCUUAAACAACAAAACUGGACCAUUAUUUUUGGAAUUCAGUUGGUGAAUUUAAUCACUGUUUGCAGCUAUGGGAGAGACAUAGAGUUGAGAGUGCCGACAAAGGUAUGAAAUGACACGGGACAAUUCGUCUAUUCGUGAGUGUAGCCCACUUCGAACUCGUAGUUCUUUUAAGCGAUUGCUUUACUGUGGUUCCAAAGUCUUGGGCGUAGUGUUUUGUGUUGAAGUGAGAAACCAGUGCAGGCUUUCCACCUGCGUUGUCAGAAGGCCUUGUACCCCGAUACAGAUUUUGUCGACAUCCUCUUUCGCCUCCCACAUGGCUACCUUUUUCGCAGACGUACUUUUUUCGCUUAUUUCAAAAGCCUAAUAAAGAUAUCUAAGGGUUUUAAGAAAUGAAACUGCCAAAACUGUUUCAGAAAGACCGGUUUAAAUACAAAAAUAAGAAACGUGGAAACUAUUACACACACAAGAUUCUCUCUAAAACCGUGACCCUUUUGUACAUAAUAACAAAAACCGUUCGGUUUAAUUACUUUCGCAGUUCUCGCAGGCACCCACCACGAGAAAUACAACCUUACAUAAAAGACUUCCCAGCCUGAGUUUCAGACAUCCUCUAGAGUCGAAGGGAUGUCUGAAAUUCAGGCUAAAAGAUUUCCCUAGAUAGCUUUUCACUGUUUUCCGUUAUCAAUCGAUAAAUCACUUGAUCGCUAACGAUUUUUAUCGAUUUCGAUUUAUAUCUAUUGGCUACUUCGGGAAGUAACUACACGCGGAACUGAUGUUACUUUGAAAGGGUGGCAGAUCUAAAUCGUGCAAAAACAGGGCUCUCACAAACCUGGCCAAUAUCGGCAGUCAGAAGAAAACUUUAAAGCAGAUUUUAAAGAAAAGAUAGGAUUUUUUAAAACUUUUUUUUUAAAAAAAGUGAUAAUAAAUUGUUUGAUCCUUCGACUCUCAAUUGCAACUCAAUUGUUGACAAAUUCACUGUUAACACGAGAUCAGUUUUCAUUUAUGAAUGAACCGGAAAAACAGAUGUAUCUUCCCGAUAUAAAUCGAUGGAAUCGGUAAAAGCUAGAUAAAUCGAUAAACGAAACGACUGUCAUCGAUUUCUACCGAUUGAUCUAUACAAUCGAUAUUAAUCAAAUCAGAUUUAUCGAUUGAUAAAUCGAUACCGAUUUUUAUCGAUUGAGUACUCCGGGAGUUACCAUAUAGCGGUAGACGCAUAUUUUAAAGUCGCCUCUUCUUUUCUCCAAAGGUGAGAAAUACUCUUUAAAGGACUAAAGAUGAGUGCUGUUACCAAGAUCUUCAUCUUGUUCACGCUGUUCAGCACUGCACAGUCCGGUCCAUUGGCUUAUGCAAUCUGUCAAACAGGAUGUAAUACUGUGUGGGUGGCCUGUGUCGCUGCCGCUGGUGGAACAGCAGGGGUUUCCACAGGAGGUGUUGGAGUUCCCGCCGCUAUCCUGGCGUGUAAUGCUGCCCAGGGAGUUUGUAUGGCUGCUUGUGUUGCUGCUGGUCUCACGCCCACCCCUUGAGGCAGUCUUGUCAAGAUCUCAGCCGCCGAUUUUGUGUUACCAUCACUUUAAAUUUUCGCUUUGUUAAAUCGUGACUUGAAUAGGUUAUAAAUCAUCACUUGAAUAGCUUAUGAAUUGUAACUUAAAUGGGUUAAAAGUCGUGUUGCGUUAGAUAGUUAAGACCGUAACGCCAGUAACUGUUGAGAACACACAAAUAUUGUACUUUUGAUGAUAAAAUCUUAGCGAUUAGAGGAGAAAUAAUAUUGCUAUGUGUGAGUUAUAUUCGUAUGUGGUGAUAUUAUUAAAAUAACUGAGAUGGUG